CUAACUGUAGCACAAUGGCAGGCAGCAGCUAGCUAGCUAGCCGGAGAGCGCAGCUCAUCAGGCGUGCGUGUCCUGCUGCUGCGUACUAGUAGGAUCGAGUAGCUAAGUCCACACACUUUGUAGCCUACAAUGAUGUCGUCGCAAACCUCAGCAGCUGUGCUAAUACCAGUGGCGCUGAUGGUGGUGAUGGAGGCGUUGCAGCUCGCCCCGGCAGCCGCAGCAGCAGCUUCGGCGCCGCCACCGCAGAAGGCAUCUGUGAUAGGGAAGCCCAACUGCAGCACCACCUGCGGGAACGUGAGCGUGCCGUACCCCUUCGGCCUCGGGCCCUCCCGCUGCUAUUGGCGGGGGUUCAACCUCACCUGCGACACCAGCUACAACCCACCACGGCUGCUCCUCGGCGACGGCACCCUCCGGGUCGCCGACAUCUCCCUGGAGAACACAGCGGUCCGCGUCAUGCGCGCCGGCUCCAUCAUCAACGCGACCGGGGACGACUUCACCUCCGACGGCUGGAGCGGCUCCUUCGGCCGCGCCUUCACGGAGUAUGGCUACCUGCUGGCGGUUGGAAAUAAUGUCGUCGUCUUCGGGUGCGACGUUGUAGCGAUGCUUCUCGUACAACAAGGCACUGACGAUGGGGAAACCCCCCCAGGAUUCAUCGGCGGCUGCGCCAGCUUAUGCACUAAGGCGCGCAAUGAAGACGACGAAGUCUACACAAAUACGUUCGAUGUGAUAAGGGUCACAGGGUGCACCGGCACCUCAGGCUGCUGCCAGUCGCCCGUCACCAUGAUCAGCAUGCCAAGUGAAGUGCAGGCCAAGCGACUCUACAGCGGAAGCGCCGCUGUAGAGCAGAAGAAGCACUGGCCAGUGAACGUCUUCGUCGUGGAGGAGGGGUGGAUCGACCAGUUCAACUGGUCGGUGCGCGCGGACGAGGUCAAGGAGGCUCCCUUCAUCCUCCAGUGGGGCGUCACGUGGGGCCUGCCUCAAGCCCCGCAACACCAUGGCCUAUGCGAUGACGGCGUACGCCGCAUGCUGUGCAAGAGCGAGCACAGCUACUGCUCGACCGCCUUCCCAGCGGAAGGCUAUACGUGCGGUUGCGACCGGGGUUACCAAGGCAACCCUUACCUCCCCGGCGGAUGCCAAGACAUGGACGAGUGCAGUCUCCCAGCUGAAAUGAAUGGGUGCUUCGGCGAAUGCAUCAACACCAUCGGAUCAAUGGAAUGCCGGUGCCCGUAUGGAACUUUUGGCAACCCCGGAGUGAAAGGUGGCUGUUUCAAAAUCAACUCCACUGCUACAGCGGAUGCACUGUUGCCUACGGUGGCUCCUGCGCCGAAUGGGCUGCCUGACUGCAACAUCACCUCCUGCGGCAACGUGAGCGUGCCGUACCCCUUCGGCUUCGGGCCCUCCCACUGCUACUGGCCGGGGCUCAACCUCACCUGCAACACAAGCUACAGUCCCCCACGGCUGCUUCUCGACAGCAAAGGCAUCCUCCAGGUCGUCGACGUCUCCUUGCAUGACUCCACGGUGCGCGUCGUCCACCACACCCGCAUCGUCGACGACGACUUCACCUCGGACCCCAACGGCACCACAAAGGCUACGAGCUUUCAGCUCCCGGACAUCGGCGAAUCCUACAUGCUGUCAGCCAGGAACGAGUUCCUCUUCUUUGGGGACGGUGUGCAGGCCACCCUGUACGGGAACAAGUACAGAAACGGCGGCAGCAGCAGCAUCAUCGCCGGCUGCGUCGCCAACAUCAGCUCCGGCCCAUACCGCCACUGCUCCGGCAGCGAUGCCUGCUGCCAUGCACCCAUCUUAGCGGGCAGCUCGCCCGAGAAAAUGGAGUUCAAAGUCGGCGUGAACUCGGUCCUAAUAAAUGAUAUGCCAUUGGCGUUCAUCUCAGAGGAGGGAUUGACUAAACAGUGGUGGGACAUGAUCUUCGACACGACUUUGAACAUGCCCAUGCCCCGUUACUUCUCAUCUCCCCUUGUUCUACAGUGGGCGGUUAAGCAAGGCUUCUCAGUGCCUGCAGACAACUCGGCGCAGUGCCCCGGGGACGUAGCCAGCCAGCUUUGCAAGAGCAAGGACAGCGGCUGCCGGCAAGAGAAUGGAGGCUUUACGUGCCACUGCAACAAGGGCUACCAGGGCAACCCUUACAUCACUGACGGAUGCAAAGAUAUCGACGAGUGCAACAUCACAGCAACAAGGUGCUUUGGCGGCAUCUGCAAGAAUUUGCCUGGAAAAUUCAAGUGCCAGUGCGAGCUAGGAACAUUUGGAAAUCCCUACAAACCCCCUGGCUGCGUCAGCUUAUCCACUGUUUUGUCUAAAUUCAUAACCAAAAAUAAAAUUGGUUUGUCAGCGGCUAGUGGCCCAGUGCUUCUGCUCGUGGUUCUGGGAAUAAUGUUAGUACCCCGUAAGAUUGAACAGCAUAAGAUGAAAAUAUUGAAACAAAAGCACUUCAAGCAAAACCGUGGACAAUUGUUGCAACAGUUGAUAUCACAAAAGGCAGACAUUGCGGAGAGGAUGAUCAUACCACUGGAUGAGCUUGCAAAGGCAACAAAUAACUUCGACAAAUCUCGGGAGCUUGGUGGUGGAGGGCAUGGUACUGUUUACAAAGGAAUCUUAUCGGACCUACAUGUCGUAGCCAUCAAGAAGUCAAAGAUUACGGUCCAGAAAGAAAUAGAUGAGUUCAUAAAUGAGGUAGCAAUCCUCUCACAAAUCAACCAUAAGAAUGUGGUCAAACUCUUUGGAUGUUGCCUGGAGACCGAGGUGCCAUUGUUGGUUUAUGAAUUUAUUUCCAAUGGAACCCUUUAUCACCAUCUCCAUGUUGAAGGACCAAGAUCACUAUCAUGGGGCAACAGGUUGAGGAUCGCAACUGAAAUAGCUACUUCGCUUGUCUAUCUUCACUCAGCAGUUUCAACCCCAAUAAUCCAUAGAGACAUCAAGUCCAGUAAUAUACUUCUUGACGACACAUUGACGUCAAAGAUAUCAGACUUUGGAGCUUCAAGAUAUAUUCCGAUGGACAAAACAGGGUUGACAACAAGAGUUCAGGGGACAAUAGGAUACUUGGAUCCAAUGUACUUUUGCACCAGCCGCCUUACCGAGAAAAGCGAUGUCUACAGCUUUGGUGUAAUUCUCGUGGAGCUGCUCACUAGGAAGAAACCAUUCUCGUUUCUAUCCACUGAAGGUGAUGGCCUUGUUUCCCAUUUUCUCAACCUACUUGAUGAGGGAAAUCUUAUCCAGGUAAUAGAUCCACAAGUUACAGAGGAGGGAGGCGAAGAAGUCCAAGAAGUUGCUAUGCUUGCAGCGUCCUGUAUAAACUUAAGAGGUGAGGAAAGGCCAACAAUGCGACUGGUGGAACAUACCCUAGAGGGACUACGGGGUUCCAAGAUGUAUAAGAAUGAUGAUAUAGUAGCAGUAGAAUUCGGAGAUGAUAGAAUUGUGGUUAGUUGUCCGUCAUCAACUAAAGAAGGCCAAAGAUUUGAGGAAUCAAGCAGAAGAUACAGUUUGGAGCAGGAGAUGAUAAUGUCUGCAAGGUACCCUCGGUAGCAUUGAGUGAUCUGUGCCUUAUGCAUUAGCAUAAGAGAUUAGUUAGCUUCUCCUAGCUGUAAUUUGGUUCUUCUUGCCAUUGCUUUCUUUUGUUAGUAUGAUUCAGCUUCACACUUCAAUAAAAAAAUGGAUACCAGAAUCAGAUCAGAGUUGGUACAUUACUAGAUUUGCUUUGUCUUUGUCGUAGGGCAGUAGGACCUUUUUCCCCCUGAUGAAAAGAAUGCGGAAAUUAUGCAUUGUGCGUCA
Molecule: messenger RNA, 3783 nt
Organism: Panicum hallii
Lineage: Eukaryota; Viridiplantae; Streptophyta; Magnoliopsida; Poales; Poaceae
Product: wall-associated receptor kinase 2-like
Exons: 4
Coding region: 130-3537 (1135 amino acids)
Biological process (GO): cell surface receptor signaling pathway; protein phosphorylation
Cellular component (GO): plasma membrane
Molecular function (GO): calcium ion binding; protein serine/threonine kinase activity; polysaccharide binding
Source: RefSeq, a predicted model, not a curated record